This is a messenger RNA of Belonocnema kinseyi, 1969 nucleotides long. Its product is annotated as probable RNA-binding protein 46. The record is from RefSeq and is a predicted model, not a curated record. NCBI's taxonomy places the organism in Eukaryota, Metazoa, Arthropoda, Insecta, Hymenoptera, Cynipidae. The transcript is spliced from 6 exons. The coding region runs from base 1 to 1704 and encodes 567 amino acids. Gene Ontology annotation, molecular function: mRNA binding. Gene Ontology annotation, cellular component: nucleus.
AUGAAUGUCCGCGCUUCGGAGAAUUCUCUACCCCUCACUCAAAAUAUCGCACCUCAUUGGUCUAAGAAUCGAGUUCUCUGUUACGAUUCGGCGAAAUUGAACCAUCAAGAAAAAGGGAUGAAGUUCAAUAUUGUACAAUCCUGUCUAAAUUCUCAAGUUCGCGAUUCGCCUCUGCUCCUGAAGAUCAUCACUGAAGAUCAUAACGGAAGAUCAUCAUUGAAGAUGGACCAAGAAGGCAACAACCUGCCUAAUGAUUUAUCGACACGCACUGCAAGUGACAUCACAAUUCAGCUCUUGCAUCUCGCGAAUAGAACGAAAUAUGAAAUCGUGCAAGAAAAUGGUCAACGCCGGCUCACGUGUCCGGAGCUCGUGGAAAACCAAAAAGAACGACCUAAGGGUGCCGAAGUUUUUCUUGGCCGUUUGCCGCGUGAUUGCUACGAGGACGAGCUUGAGCCGUAUUUGUCUAAAAUUGGUAAACUUCUUGAAUUAAGAUUAAUGUUAGAUUUUUCGGGUUCCACUCGCGGUUACGCUUUUGCUCUUUAUGAAAAUGCCAAGAUUGCUCGGGAAGCAUGCAGAUUGUUAAAUAACUCCGAAAUUCGGCCCGGACAUCGUAUCGGUGUCGUUAAAUCUAUGGAUAAUUGCCGACUUUUUUUCGGGGGGGUUCCUAAGGACAAAACUAAGGAAGAUUUCAUGGCGGAGUUGUCUAAAAUUUUAAAUGGUAUCACGGAUAUUUAUCUAUAUCCUAAUUCGGAAGAUCGUACUCAAAAUCGCGGUUUUAUUUUCGUGGAAUUUAAGGACCAUCGUUCGGCUGCUAUGGCACGUCGAAAGCUCAUCCCCGGAAGAGUGGUCCUUUGGGACCACGAAAUUGCUGUCGACUGGGCUGACCCGGAACCUGGAGACCCAGUCGAUGAAGAAGUCAUGGAAACGGUAACUGCGCUGUUCGUAAGAAAUUUACACCUGGAACUGUCACAGCAGAAGAUGAAAGACAUGAUUUUGAAGGGGACUAACGCACCGAUCUUGAAGUUGAAAAAGCUCGGUCACUUUGCUUUCCUUCACUACGAAACACGAGAUAUCGCAGCAAGCGUUUUGGAUUUACUGACACAGCCUGGUGGGCUAGCUGAUCGCGAAGGAUGGGAGAUUCGUUGGGCGAAGCCUAUCGGUGCCGUGAAGAACGUCGAGCGUCAGAGAAGCAUCGAAGAAGCAACAGCAGCUUCUAGAGGAAAAAUGGAAAGGAGUCCUGGAAGUGACAAAUCUUCUAGCCGAAGAAAUUUCUCUAAAGGGUCGAGCAAAUCAAUUCCGAAAAACGAGGGAUCCGAUCUACCAAAACUCAAUUACCCGUUAAUUUUACAAAAGUUUGUUGCGGAGAAAUUCCAGGCACAAUGCCAUAUGGAAACAACAGAAUCUACUUCAGGAUUCGUCUGCAGGAUAGCAAUCAUUAAAAAUAACCAAAUUGUUUUUGAUUACUUUGGUGAUCCGUGGCCCACAAGCCAGAAAGCAGUGACUGUGGCUGCUCGAACUGUUUACCAUAAGUUGAGCCCCUCACACUUGUUUUCAUCUCUAGUGGAUCAAAUUCCAGUUCCACCUCCACCCUACAUUUAUCAGCCGGUGAACAAUCUUUGCCAAAAUCAGUGCUGCAAUCCACUAUUGCCUCAAAAUCCGAUAGUGCAUCCUUGGCAAAUGAGCGGAUUUACCCUGGAGCCGUAGAUUCUAAAAUCUACUAGUGACUGGGUUAAGCUUCUAAAAAAAAAUCGUUUGCAGCGUAGGGAUUACUGAUUGUGCUCGAUUCGAACAAUCCAUUUUUUAGAACAUCCAUUUUUUAUAGGAUGCAAAUUAAAUUCAAUACGUUCGCCACAACGACGAACAGAGUCACAUCACAUAAAUUUUACAAAAAUUUAGAAAUAAAUGUUCGUAUUUGAUCCAAAAGAUUAAAAAUAUGAAAAGUAGUGCAUUUUGAAUUGAAAAAGAGAUU